Chrysemys picta bellii (western painted turtle) is the source of this 2440-nucleotide messenger RNA. Lineage: Eukaryota; Metazoa; Chordata; Testudines; Emydidae. The record is from RefSeq and is a predicted model, not a curated record.
AUGAGGGAAAGGAGGACAGUAGACUCUUCUAGUUCGGCUGCAGAUCCGAGUGAAGGGAUGGGGACUUUAAGGCUGAAGCGAGAGGUUGGACUGAUUAGCGCCGUGUCGUUAAUUGCUGGAACCAUGAUAGGGUCUGGGAUCUUUAUGUCUCCAGAGUGGGUGCUGUACCAUAUGGGUAGCCCUGCAGGCAGUCUCAUCAUCUGGGCUGCUUGUGGUCUGCUGGUCAUGUUUGGAGCCCUGUCUUAUGCUGAGCUUGGGACCAUAAUUAAAGAGUCAGGUGGGGACUAUAUUUAUAUCUUAAGGAAUUUUGGCUCUCUUCCUGCUUUUCUUUUCGCAUACACUUCCAUCAUCGUGGUAAGGCCUGCCAGCAUGGCAGGUGUCUCUUUAAGCUUUGCCAAAUAUGCUGUUGCUCCAUUUUACCAAGGAUGCUCAACCCCUGAGGUAGUGGUCAAGUGUACGGCCGCUAGCUGUAUCCUGCUUUUAACCAUCAUUAAUUGUCUCAAUGUGAGGCUGGCCACAGCCAUUAUGAACAUAUUUACAGCGGCCAAACUGUUAGUUUUGCUGGUCAUCGUGAUAGGCGGAGUGGUGUUGCUCAUCAAUGGACAUACACAAAGUUUCCAGGAUGCCUUUCAAAACACAACUACAGGUAUUGGGCCAGUUGGAGUGGCAUUUUAUCAGGGACUGUGGUCCUAUGAUGGAUGGAACAACCUGAAUUUUGUGACCGAGGAACUUAAGAAGCCUGAAGUGAACCUUCCAAGAGCAAUGAUGAUUGCCAUUCCUUUGGUGACAUGCCUAUAUUUGCUGGUAAACGUGAGCUACUUCGCAGCCCUGACUCCAGCUGAACUUCUGUCUUCGGGCGCUGUGGCCGUCAGCUGGGGGAAUAAAGUCCUGGGCAACUGGGUCUGGGUGAUCUCCUUGUCAGUUGCGCUGUCUUCAUUUGGGUCAGCGAAUGGAACAUUUUUCAGUGGAGGCCGUGUGUGCUAUAUUGCUUCAAGGGAAGGCCAUAUGCCAGAUAUUCUGUCCAUGGCUCAUGUGAGAUGCCUCACGCCUUCCCCUGCUCUGAUAUUUACAUCAGCCAUGGCUUUAAUAAUGAUAAUACCAGGAAACUUCAGCAGCAUAGUAAACUUCUUCAGUUUUACAGCUUGGCUUUUCUAUGGCACAACUAUUGCUGGUCUCCUGUACUUAAAGAUUAAGAAACCGGAACUGCCAAGAUCAUAUAAGGUUCCAAUUAUUAUACCAAUAAUUGUGCUGAUUGCAUCUGUGUACCUGGUGCUGGCUCCAGUCAUCGACCAACCACAGAUCGAGUUCUUCUAUGUCAUCCUAUUCAUCCUUAGUGGUAUCAUUGUUUACUUCCCAUUAGUUCAUUACAAACGCCAUCCCCAGUUUUUACAGAGAAUCACUUUGCAUCUCCAGCUGCUCCUGGAAGUUGCCCCGACUGCUAAGAACACGAACUGAUUUAACAUUCACUGUACUAUACUGUUGGCUGCUCCUACUUAUUUAUUCCAAUAUUGAAGACCAUAUUUGUUUGAGAUAUAUGUGCAAAAUAGCUUGUUCAUAGGGAAAGCAGAAUAACUACAUUAAGUAGAUUGGAAGAAAAUGGAACAAAAACAUCUGGUAGAUAGAUAUGGGCCAAUGGAAGAUUCCUUGUGUAUUUUCUGGGGAGACAUUCUCCCUUCCACACAUACAUUCUGGACCCCCUGCCAUUGCUGAAGACUCCACAGUGCAUCAUGUAUAUUUCUAUCCUGGCAAAGAGGAAGAGGAAUUCUCAUGAAGGAUUCAUACUUUUAUUCAAUCAAGGAAAUAAAGUCUUAUCACUGGUAACGUACCAUUAUCCCUGCAGUAGGCUACAGCCAUGAGCCAGCUUCUCCCAGCAGGCCCUUUAAGUUACUUCUACCCAGCUCUGCCCAGACUGGCGCCACAGCCUUACAAAUAAACCGUAGGGGCAGGGAGGAACCUUCCACAGCAAAACAUCCUUUGCUUCCCAACCAUCUCUGCUGGACUGAGGUUUUCCCAGUGCUCCUCCACAGUUCAGAGGCAGACCAGUUCAGUCUCCCUGAUCUGAGAGAGAAUCACCAGCAGGCAGUCCUCUGCUUACCUGUGUCUCUCCUGUUAGGAGGGUAGAGGCAGAUUAUAUGCUUCCCUCUUUCCCCGAACUUGCCCUGAUUGGCUGAGAGGGGGAGGAGGCCUGUCCUACCCUACAUGACUAGGCCCCUUGAGGUCCUAAGUACUAAAGAGAACCAUAGUUUAGGGGUUUUGCAGACACCAGCUAUUAAUUGGAUAUUAAUAGAAAUUAUGGGAUUAAUUUCUCCCCCUCUGCCUCUGUUGGUCAGUAUGUCUGUGCCUGCCACAGAACUCCUGGACCAGGGGAGCUCCCCGUAGACGUCCCCUUCUGACCUUGUCACAGUGCCUUUCUGCUGAUCGUGCCAGUGCCAUCCCUCUG